CCCCAGCUUUCUGAGGAUGAUGUCCGGCUAAAAAACGAGAGAGACAAUUGCAGCGUCAGCCCCCUGGAGCCUGCAACCAGCUCCCUUCCCCCAGAUCACAAAAACAUGGAAAUUGAAGUCUCUGUUGCAGAAUGUAAAAGUGUUCCUGGAAUCACCUCUACCCCACCUUCCAUGGACCACCCCUCCCCUUUCUACUCACCCCCCCACAAUGGCCUCCUCGCUGAUCACCAUGAAUCUCUGGAUAAUGAUGUGGCCAGAGAGAUCCGCUAUCUAGACGAGGUGCUGGAGGCCAGCUGCUGCGAUUCUGCUGUGGACGGAACUUACAACGGCACGUCGUCCCCAGAGCCUGGAGCAGUCGUCGUGGCGAGCAGUCGAAGCCCACCUGCCCACACAGCCAUCCAGCCAGAACUCACGGAGAGGGCAGCGGGCAGACAGGCCCCUCCUCACAUCGAGUUCAGCACAAGCAACUCUGACGCCAUGGCAGAGGGUGGAAAAGCCAACGGCCACUCGCCUGACCAGCCCCAAGAUCUGACGGGGGACGGCCUCCAGGCACCCGCGAGCCCCAGCUCCUCCACCAGCUCGCGGUGCUCGGGCCGUGACGGGGAGCUCACGCUCACCACGCUGAAGAAGGAGGCCAAGUUUGAGCUGCGUGCCUUCCAUGAGGACAAGAAGCCCUCCAAGCUCUUUGAGGACGACGAGAAUGAGAAGGAGCAAUUCUGUGUCAGAAAAGUGAGGCCUUCGGAAGAGAUGCUGGAGCUGGAAAAGGAAAGGAGAGAACUCAUCCGGAGCCAGGCCGUGAAAAAGAAUCCUGGCAUCGCGGCAAAAUGGUGGAAUCCUCCCCAGGAAAAAACCAUCGAGGAGCAGCUGGACGAGGAACAUCUGGAGUCGCACAAAAAGUACAGGGAGCGCAAGGAGAGGAGGGCGCAGCAGGAACAGCUGCUCAUGCAACAGCAGCAGCCGCCCCCAGCCCAGCUCUGCGCGGCCCCCGUGGCCUCCCGUGACCAGGCCAGCGCGGCAGAAAACGUAAAGGAGGACAUCGUCACCGAGCAGAUAGACUUCUCCGCUGCUCGCAAACAGUUCCAGCUCAUGGAGAGUUCCAGGCAAACAGUGGCCAAGGGCCAGAGUACACCUAGGCUCUUCUCUAUCAAGCCCUUUUAUAGGCCUCUGGGGUCAAUCAACUCAGACAAGCCACUGACCAUCUCGAGACCAGCUUCCGUCGGGGGCCUUCCAGAAGACAGUGGUGCAUCAGCAGCCAAGGGGCAGCAGAAAGCCAGCUGUGCCCUGGAGAGUCAGCCUGCGGGGGGAAGCCAGGGCAGCACAGCUCCUCAGGGGAGGGAAGGGCCCUACAGUGAGCCUUCCAAACGUGGGCCCUUAUCCAAACUGUGGGCAGAGGAUGGGGAGUUUACCAGUGCCCGGGCCGUCCUCACUGUGGUCAAGGAUGACGACCCUGGGAUCUUGGAUCAGUUUUCAAGGUCAGUCAAUGUCUCUUUGACCCAAGAGGAGCUUGACUCUGGUUUGGAUGAAUUGUCAGUGAGGUCCCAGGAUACCACUGUCCUGGAGACCCUGUCCAACGAUUUUAGCAUGGACAACAUCAGUGACAGCGGGGCCUCCAAUGAGACAACCAAUGCCCUCCAGGAGAAUUCACUGGCUGAUUUUUCUCUGCCCCAGACUCCACAAACUGACAACCCUUCAGAGGGCCGAGGAGAAGGCGUCUCCAAGUCCUUUAGCGAUCACGGUUUCUAUUCCCCUUCAUCCACACUGGGAGACUCUCCAUCAGUUGAUGACCCCUUGGAGUAUCAGGCUGGUCUCCUGGUGCAGAAUGCCAUUCAACAAGCCAUAGCCGAGCAAGUGGAUAGAGCUGUGUCCGAAACCAGCAAGGGUGGGACAGAACAGCAGGGACCUGGAACAACUCUAGAGGAAGCUGGCACUGGGGCUCCCAGUUCAGAGAAGCCUCAGAGCAUGUUUGAGCCGCCUCAGGUGUCUUCUCCUGUUCAAGAGAAGAGGGAGGUAUUACCAAAGAUUCUGCCUGCUGAAGACCAGGCACUCAGGGAAAGGGGGCCCUCCCAGCCACUGCCAGCCGUACAGCCCAGUGGCCCAAUAAACAUGGAGGAGACCAGACCGGAAGGGAGCUAUUUCAGCAAGUACUCAGAGGCAGCUGAGCUGAGGAGCACAGCCUCGCUCCUGGCCACUCAAGAGUCCGAUGUGAUGGUUGGGCCCUUCAAGCUGAGGUCAAGGAAGCAGCGGACUUUGUCCAUGAUCGAAGAAGAGAUCCGAGCAGCUCAAGAAAGGGAAGAGGAACUGAAGAGGCAGAGGCAAGUCUUGCAGAAUACCCAGAGCCCCAGGGCAAAGAAUGCCCAAUCGCUGCCCUCCCGAACGUCAUGCUACAAAACCGCUCCAGGGAAAAUAGAGAAAGUCAAACCUCCUCCAUCCCCCUCACCUGAAGGCCCCAGCUCGCAGCCUGACUUAGCCCCCGAAGAGGCUGCCGGAUCCCAGCGGCCCAAGAAUCUGAUGCAGACCCUCAUGGAAGACUAUGAGACACACAAAUCUAAAAGGCGUGAGAGAAUGGAUGAUAGUAGUUACACCUCUAAGUUACUGUCUUGCAAGGUGACUUCCGAGGUCCUUGAGGCCACACGGGUUAAUCGAAGAAAGAGCGCACUGGCCUUGCGCUGGGAGGCAGGGAUCUAUGCCAACCAGGAGGAAGAGGACGAUGAGUAA
This is a messenger RNA of Puma concolor (puma), 2715 nucleotides long. The record is from RefSeq and is a predicted model, not a curated record. NCBI's taxonomy places the organism in Eukaryota, Metazoa, Chordata, Mammalia, Carnivora, Felidae.